AUGUUCCUGGUUGUGUUCUCAGUGGCUUCUGCCCAGAUCUCAAAACCAAAUAUUUUCAAGCUAGAAGAGAAUCAAAAGCCUGAACUUACUGUAAAGACAAAAAAUGAAGCUAAUCCUGGGGGAGAGAAGGAAUCUAACAAACAGGGAGGUAGUCUCUCACAAGGAAAACCAGGGAUGUUAGUUCUGCAAAGACAACCAGGAUUUUCCAACCAGGCAGGGAAACCAGUUAAUGGUCAUCAGCAAGGGAAGCCAGGAAUGUUGAACCAGCCUGGGAUGCCCAGUGCUCUGAUUUUGCAAGGGAAGCUAGGAGGAUCUAAUCAAAAAGGGACUCCACAUGCUUCUAGCAAGCAAGAAGAAUCAGAAUUGUCUAGUCCACAAGGAAAGCCAGGGUCUCCCACCCAGAAAGGGAAGCCAUCGUUGCCUAAAGACAAGCUCGAGUCUGUUAGCCAAAAGGGGAAGCCAACGUCACUUAGCAAUAAAGGCAAGCCUGGGUCAUCUGACCAAGGGAAUUUAGAAACCUCUAGCCAACAAGGGAAACCAGGAUCCUCUAGCCAACAAGGAAAACCAGGAUCCUUUAGUCAACAAGGAAAACCAGGAUCCUUUAGUCAACAAGGGAAACCAGGAUUCUCUAGCCAACAAGGGAAACCAGAACAUUCUAGCCAACAAAGGAAGCCAAGGACAUUGUAUAAUCAAAAAGAAAGAAAAUGCAUGGAUAACCUUUCAAAGGAUAAUACAAUGAGGAUACAGGAUGAGUAA
Molecule: messenger RNA, 756 nt
Organism: Apodemus sylvaticus (European woodmouse)
Lineage: Eukaryota; Metazoa; Chordata; Mammalia; Rodentia; Muridae
Gene: Marcol
Product: MARCO like
Exons: 3
Coding region: 1-756 (251 amino acids)
Source: RefSeq, a predicted model, not a curated record